UCAAUUACAUUCUCUCAACUAUUUUAUUCUCUCAAAGUAAUUUUAGUGCAGCGCAGAAAUGGAGCGAUUUAGUGAGGAUUUUCUUUUGGGAAGUUCCAAUUCUCAGUUACAGUCUAUGCUAUGUACUCUACAAGACAAAGAAGCAGAUGAUAUCACUCAAAUUGCAGCUCUGACUAACCUUUGCGAAAUUCUGGCUAUGGCGUCUGAAGAGUUUCAUGUGGAUUCUUUUAUUCCAAUUUUAGUAGGGUAUUUGAAGCAGGGGAAUCCUGAAAUAAAACUAUUGGCUACUAGAAGUUUAACAUACAUCUCUGAUAUUUUCCCCUGGUAUUGCUCGAAUGUUGUUUUCGAAGGUGCGAUUCCAGCAAUGUGUGAGCACUUGCUCACCUCAUAUUACUUGGAUUUAGCAGAGGAGUCUGUACUGGCAUUGGAGAAGAUCUCUCGCAGGCGUGCAUCUAACUGCCUUCGUGAUGGUGCUUUUAUGGCGCUAUUGUUAAAUCUGGAUUUUUUUUCUAGUGCUAUUAAGAAACAUGCAUUGUCAACUGCGGCAAAUAUUAGCUUAGAGCUUUCACCAUCUACCAUUGGUUUGGUUAUAGAAGAAGUUCCGAUACUGUUGGGUGUUUUAUCAGAUCCUGAUGCUAAGAUGGUAGAACAUGCAUGUGUGUGUUUAUCUCAAAUAGCAAGAGCUGCAGCUGCUUCUCAAAAGAAUUUAGAAGAGAUUUCUAACUAUGGCCUGGUAGCCAAAGCUAUAAGUUUGAUAUCUGUCACCAACUCAGUCAGUGGCCAGGCAUCUCUUAGUUCACCAGGAUUCAUGGCUGUGAUUGGACUGCUUUCAACAUGUGCAAGUGCUUCUGCUGUAUUGGCAGGGCAAAUGAUUGAAAUGGGCAUCUCUAGCAUCCUUAGGGAUAUUCUUAAUGCUGGAAUUGUAUCACAGAUGACAAUUCCUGUGUUUUCAAACGAUUCAACUAAUCAGUUGCAGAAGAUUGUCUCCUUUGUGAAUGAUCUUCUUCCAUCGGUAUCCAAUGAGAAAAUUUCACUUCCCACCAGUGAUGAACGUGAUGAUAGAGAUAACUCCGCUAGAGAAAAGCUAUUUCAAGAAAAACCUGAGCUUUUGGUGCAAUUUGGAAUGAAUCUUUUUCAACUUAUGAUUCAGAUAUAUGGUUCAAGCAUCAAUGCUCAAGUUUGCCGCCAAUGUCUGAAAGUUAUCAGCAAACUAUUGUACCUCAGCACUCCGGAGAUUUUGAAGCCAUUAUUACAGGAAACCAACAUAUCAAGAUUUUUGGCGGGAAUUUUAUCUGGCAAAGAUUUUGAAAUUUCACUUGCAGCAUUACAGAUGGGGGAAAUUUUAAUUCAGAAACUUCCGGACAUUAUGUUCAAUAUGUUCAUGAGAGAAGGUGUUUUUUAUGCAGUGGGUACACUUAUAUCUACAGGGAGCACUGUCUCAGGAGAGGAUAAAACUUAUACAACAUGGAAUACAUGGUCAGAAAGUGAAGAAGAAAGUGAAGAAGAAAGUGAAGCAAAUCAAAUAGAAGAAAUUGUCAGUGCUCAUGCAAGGCAAUUUAAGGCUACAUACUUUGUUUCAAAUUCAGGGGCUAGAGCUACAAAAGGUUUUCGCAAGUUGACAAAUCUUUGUAAGAAGUUAGAUUGGGUCUUGUGUGAUUUGAUGGGUAAAUCAAUGAAGGCCAAACAGAGUAGGGUUGUAUAUAAUAGUCAUUAUGGUUUAAAUGGCAAAUUUGAAGGCAAAGCCAAACAGGGUAUGGGGAUAUCAAAACGAAAGAGUAAAAGAAGUUGUGCUGUCUCUUAUAACAACGAAAUACCAUCAAUCAUUGCUAAUAUUCUGGCCGAACUAUGCCAAGAUGAUGGCGUAUCAACUUUUGAGUUUGUUAAAAGUGGGGUUGUGGCAUCCUUUCUAAAUUAUUUUGCAGGCAGGGACUUGAAAAGAGAUAAGAUGAUAAAAGCUGAUUCCAUUGGGCAUCAAUUAGAAACAAUAAAAAGACUCGAGACAUUUGUUGAUAUAUCUCUUCCUCUGAUUGUUCAUGGAAAAGAAUCUCCUUUGACGGUUUUAGUUCGGAAGCUGCAGGAUGCACUUUCCUCCGAAGAUUUUCCUAUACAACUCAGUCAAGGUCCAAGGUCAGACAAUAAUGAUCCUCUAAAAGUGCGGUUGUGUAGAGCACAAGAAGAAAGAUGUCUGAGUAGCCACCCUCGAAAUAUUUUAUAUGUAGAGCCUUUCGCAAGGAUCGCUGAUAUUGAAGAUUAUCUGUGUCGUAGAUUGCAGAUAAAUAAAACUGAAAUCACUUGUACUAGUAGCGUGGCUGAGCCUCGUACCCAUGUAACAACUACAGAAGCUGCUGCAGAAGAAAUAUCCUCAGCAAGAUCAAGGCCAUCAACCACAACGGAAAAUUCUACCAAUUCUACACCAUCAAAAGCAGGAGAAUCUGUCUCAAGCAGUGUUACAGCUGAUUUCAAUGACACACAAAUAAGAAUUGGGGUUUCAAUGGGAGAUGCCUUAGAGAGAGAACCACAACUAAAACAUGAGCAAGGAGGAUCUAUUGAUGAGGGAUUGUUGGAGGAACCAACUUCAGUUUGUGUGAUGGAUGGGGCGAAUGGCGUUUUGUUGAGGGAUCCUGCAGAUGCAAGUGGAAUAGAAGCAGGUGUUCCAACAAUAAGAGCAUCAUCUAUUUGUUCAAAAGGAUCCAGCAGAAGUAGGGAACAUCCUAGGCUGAAUUUUUUCAUUGGAGGUAAACUGCUAGAUAGAUCAUCAACAGUAUAUGAAGCAAUUCAAAAAAGUGUGCAAGUUGAAGGAGACGAUCCAAGUCAUUCUGAUUCAGAAUGGAUAAAUGAAUCGAUUCAGGAUAAAGUGCAUAAAAUUAGAUAUAAGAAAACAAACACACCGAGAGAGAGGAAUUUGACUGAAACACAUCAAAUGUAUGCUACACUGAUGAAAUUGAAGAAUUUGCGUUGUAUUGACAAGGUUUUGCAAGGAACGCUCCUCUAUAAUAUAGGGGAGAAGGAUAGCACAAAUGAUAUUCUAUUGCUGCUUCAAAUUCUUGAUGAAAUAAACAAAUUAGCUCCUUGUUUGAGAGCUAACAGCUUAUCUGAUGCAUUUGCAAAAGGGAGAUUGAAAAGCCUAGAUGAAUUGAAAGCUAAUGGUCCCACGGUUCCUCAACGAGAAUUUUUUAGUGGCAAGCUGACUCCAAAGCUAGCAUAUCUGCUAAAAGAUGCAGAGGCAUUGGCUACUUUCGGUUUGCCAAAUUGGUGUAACCAGUUGAUUGAAAACUGCCCAUUUUUGUUCCCAUUUGAGAUUAGAAGGCAAUAUUUUAUGUUUUGUGCAUCGCACAAGAUUCCUCCAGAUCCCUAUUUGAGAAACAAUGAUGCUGUUAGGCUACCACGCCUAAAGGUUCGUGUUUCACGAAAGCGUGUAUUAAAGGCAGCUGCACAAGUGAUGCAUUUGUGCCGAGGGCAGAAGGCUGCCCUUGAAAUUCAGUAUUAUAAUGAGGUUGGCAGCGGUCUGGGUCCAACUCUUGAGUUCUAUACACUUAUAAGUCAUGAAUUACAGAGUAGUAAAAUUGGAAUGUGGAGGACAAAUGCAGAGGAAUCAGUUCAGGCAUCUCUGGGAUUAUUUCCUCGUCCUUACUCGCUUCAUACAGAGUCUUCUGACAGAGAAAAAUUUCAAGUGAUAGAGAAUUUCAUCCUUCUUGGGUUUCUAAUGGCUAAAGCUCUUCAGGAUGGCCGACUUCUGGACUUGCCUCUUUCCAGAGCAUUUUAUAAGCUGCUUCUUGGGAAUGAUCUUGAUUUAUAUGAUAUCAAGUACUUUGACAUUGGGCUUGGAACAAUACUGCAAGAAAUGCAAGCUCUUGCUGCUCGAAGGCAAUACUUGGAGUCAAUGGCAGAUGAUAAGAGUAAAGAAAUAUCAAGUUUACAUUACCGUGGUGCAAAAAUUGAAGACCUUUGCUUUGAUUUCACCCUUCCUGGCUUCCCGGACUACCCUCUCAAAGCAGGAGGGAGCAGCAUCAUGGUUACCAUAGAUAACAUAGAUGAGUAUGUUUCAUUGGCUGUGGAUGCAACUAUUGCUUCAGGAAUCAUGCCACAAAUUGAGGCCCUUCGAAAAGGGUUUAAUCAGGUGUUUCCCAUCUCGACUUUGCAAGUAUUUUCGGAAAAGGAAUUGGAAACUCUUAUAUGUGGGGAGCGUGACUUAUGGGAGCAGGCUGAAAUGUUAUGUGAUCACAUCAAAUUCGAUCAUGGUUAUACUGCUCAAUGUCCUUUCGCAUUGGAUUUUCUUGAGAUCGUGGCAGCAUUCACACCAAAGCUGCAAAGAGCAUUUUUGCAGUUUGUUACUGGUUCUCCAAACCUUCCUCCGGGGGGUCUGAGUGCUCUAAAUCCAAAAUUGACUGUUGUUAGCAAAAAUCCGCUAAAUUUAACAGAGGCUGUUGCUAUGGACUUGCCAAGUGCUAUGACUUGUGCAAAUUACCUUAAACUUCCCCCAUACUCAACCAAGGAGACAAUGCGUGAUAGACUGGUAUAUGCCAUUACCGAAGGGCAAGGAUCUUUCGAUCUCUCAUAAAAACAGGGGCGAUAUCUGUGUCGAAUUAUUCCACAAGUUCGCAAGUUUUUGUGCUCCAUACCAACAUCAAAAAUGAUGAAGAUACCUGGAAAUCUGCACAGCAUGUGAUUGUAGUUCAUUAUGUGAUUUUCUAUAUUGGGCCCGUCUUUGUAAUUCAUCACUUGUUUUCUAUAUUGGGCCUGUGGUUUUAAUUUAUUAUGUGAUUUUCUAUAAUAAGCCUGUGCCUGUAACUCAUUAUUGGUUUUAUAUAUUGGGCCUGUGCUUGUAAUACAUGAUUUUAUAAAUAAUAUAGUGAAACAACAUUUUGUU
Cryptomeria japonica (Japanese cedar) is the source of this 4867-nucleotide messenger RNA. Its product is annotated as E3 ubiquitin-protein ligase UPL3. The record is from RefSeq and is a predicted model, not a curated record. Gene Ontology annotation, molecular function: protein binding; ubiquitin protein ligase activity. Lineage: Eukaryota; Viridiplantae; Streptophyta; Pinopsida; Cupressales; Cupressaceae. The coding region runs from base 59 to 4558 and encodes 1499 amino acids. Gene Ontology annotation, biological process: proteasome-mediated ubiquitin-dependent protein catabolic process; protein polyubiquitination. The transcript is spliced from 17 exons.